Cornus florida is the source of this 699-nucleotide messenger RNA. RefSeq lists its product as uncharacterized. Lineage: Eukaryota; Viridiplantae; Streptophyta; Magnoliopsida; Cornales; Cornaceae. The transcript has 2 exons. The coding region runs from base 31 to 531 and encodes 166 amino acids. The record is from RefSeq and is a predicted model, not a curated record.
AUAUUCAGAAUUUCACGUCAUUUUGUUCAUAUGGCUGACGCGGCUGGUCGAUCGGAACCGAAUCGCGGCGCACGCAACGACGAGAAGCGUCUGAAAUACGCCUUUGACGCCGGGUUCUUAUCCGGCGCCAAUCCUUCCGACACUCCCAACACCGUCGACGCCGAUGAUGGAGAUUCCGCAACCCUAAAGACUUCCGAUUCGGAGAGUUCCGACUCGGACUGCGACUCGAAGCAAUUGGCCGGUUUGGCGGCGAGUUUCAGAGUCUUCUCCGAGUCCAUGUUGAGAAUGGAACUCGCCGAGAUGGAGAUGAUCAAGGCCAGAGAGGCUUUGCGUUAUGAAGCAGAGAAGCGGCGAGUCGAAUCGGAAGCCGAAAUGACUCGGAUGUUGUUGCAGACUCAGUUGCAGAUUGCGUCAUUUCUUUCUCGGACGUGCGUAAAUCGGAAGAGAAAGCGCUCCGCCGACGAUGAAACCUCAACCUCGGAAAGGGAAGGAGCUAUGUUGCUGAGUUUACUCCAAUGCAAUUUGAUCUGAUAACUCCUAUUAAGCAUGUGAGUACUCUUUCUGAAGCUGUUCUUUUUCUCCGUUUUGUUUUGAAUUUAAAAAACAGAAGUGAAAUUUACUCAAAAUCGUGAUAUGUACUUAUGUUACUAUUUAGAUGUACACAUCAAUCAUAUAUAUAAGCUCUGCCCUCUGGAACUA